GAAGCGGCCGUGCCGGCCGGGGGAAGGGGCGGCGCUGCCGGGCGGUGCUGCCGGCCCCGCUCCGCUCUCCGUGCCGGGUCCCGCCGGGCCUGUGCCCGGGUCCCCGCGGCCCAGCCAUGGGCGGUGCCCCUGCCCGGUACCUGGUGUUCUUUCAGUACUUUGGCACCAGGUACAGUGGGGUUAUGGAGACCAAGAGUGAUCAGGCCCUGGUUGGAGUCCAGAAUUAUCUGGAGAAGGCAGCCGAGCAGCUGAAGCCCAGCGCUCCCAUCAAGUUCCACAUCUCCAGCCGCACGGACAGCGGCGUGCACGCCCUGGCCAACGCCGCCCACCUGGACAUCCGCAGGGCGCCGGGCAAGGCGCCCUUCACCGCGCAGCAGCUGCUGCAGGGGCUCAACCACCACCUGCGGCCCGAGCCCAUCCGCAUCCUCAGUGCCCAGCGGGUUCCCAGCACCUCCCA
This is a messenger RNA of Pyrgilauda ruficollis (rufous-necked snowfinch), 457 nucleotides long. RefSeq names its product tRNA pseudouridine synthase-like 1. The record is from RefSeq and is a predicted model, not a curated record. Gene Ontology annotation, biological process: tRNA pseudouridine synthesis. NCBI's taxonomy places the organism in Eukaryota, Metazoa, Chordata, Aves, Passeriformes, Passeridae. The annotation marks the transcript as partial. The transcript has 4 exons. Gene Ontology annotation, molecular function: pseudouridine synthase activity; RNA binding.